Arabidopsis thaliana (thale cress) is the source of this 790-nucleotide messenger RNA. Its product is annotated as transcription factor-like protein. Gene Ontology annotation, molecular function: sequence-specific DNA binding. Bases 18 to 716 code for a protein of 232 amino acids. The transcript is spliced from 2 exons. NCBI's taxonomy places the organism in Eukaryota, Viridiplantae, Streptophyta, Magnoliopsida, Brassicales, Brassicaceae. The record is from RefSeq and is marked reviewed. Gene Ontology annotation, biological process: DNA-templated transcription.
AUAGAAUAUAACCACUAAUGAGCAAAAUGAGAAACCUAGUAGAAGAAAAGUUCCUAGAGUUCUAUGAGAGUUGGGUUAUUCAACUUGAGCUAUAUCUUCAUCAACUUUUAAUUGCUCAUAACAAUAACACUAUGAGUGAGACCGAGCUUCGACAUUUGAUCUCGAAGCUAACUACACAUCACAAAGCUUAUUAUACAGCCAAAUGGGCAGCCAUAAGAGAAGAUGUCUUAGCUUUUUUCGGAUCAGUUUGGUUAAACCCGUUAGAGAAUGCUUGCUCUUGGUUAACCGGAUGGAAACCGUCGAUGGUGUUUCGGAUGGUUGAUAGGCUGAGGAAGUCGAGAGUGGUGCUUGUGGAGGCUCAGGUGAAGAAAUUGGAGGAGCUGAGAGUUAAGACCAAGUUCGAUGAGCAAAAAAUUGAGAGAGAGAUGGAGCGGUAUCAGGUGGCUAUGGCUGAUCGGAAAAUGGUAGAGCUGGCGAGGCUUGGAUGUCACGUCGGAGGAGAAUCGGUGAUGGUGGUGGAGGCAGCGGUGAGAGGAUUAUCGAUGGGUCUUGAGAAAAUGGUGAAGGCUGCGGAUUGUGUGCGGCUGAAAACGCUUAAAGGUAUAUUAGACAUUUUAACUCCACCGCAAUGCGUUGAGUUUUUGGCAGCGGCGGCUACGUUUCAGGUUCAGUUACGUCGGUGGGGAAACCGAAGACAUUAUGUCACUCACUCCUGACACAAACUUAAGAGUUAUUUUCUCUGUUCUGUUUUUUUUUUUUUUCAUAUUACAAUAAGAAUGAAAUUUUUAAC